GAAGAGCCGCAAACGGGAGAGAGUGAGGUCAGAAAGUAGCAAUUGCUACGUAUCAAUAAGAAUUGAGCCUACUUGAACGUAAGAUCAAAUUUUGCGAUCACCAUUGUAGCUUUCUGUGCCAUUCAUGUGUUCAUUCGACAAAGACGAAUCACCACAGUUUUAUCACAGUCUCCUCUCUGUGUACUUGGAGGCUUCUCCAGCUAGCUUAGCUUGUUAGCUGCUAACACAGAGACGCGGAAGUUCGCGACACAUUGCUAAGUGUGUGAAAAUGUGUAAAGUACAAAUGCUGAGAGCGUUGGUGAAUCGGCGACUAACUGCGGUUGUUGAAGAAAUAUUUGUAGUUUUGGAAAGAACGAUAACAGAGUACGAGGAGGAACUUUCGCGAACAAAAGAGGAGAAUGAGCGACAACGUCAACUACUGCACGCCGUUUUCAAGCCUCAAGACGCCAGUGAAGAUGUUUCCCCUGAGCAGCAGGGGCCCCAGCCCCCCCAUUUUAAAAAGGAAAAUGAGGAGCCACAGCCCCCCCACAUUAAAAAGGAAAAGGAGGAGCCACAGCCCCCCAACAAUAAAAAGCAAAAGGAGGAUCAACAGCUGCCACGCUUUGAAAAGGAGGAGCCACAGCCACAUGACAUUAAAGAGGAAGAGGGUGAAUACAGCAUCAGCCAGGAGGAAGAGCAGCUAGAGUGGCCUCGGGAGGCUGACGUCAGCAAUUUUCCAGCCAUCAGUGUGAUGGGGAAGCAUAAACAUAAAGGCAAAGGUCAGAGUGUGGAGAAGAAAGAGGUGGACCUUCCAAGCGGCAGCUCAAGUCAACCCAUGACGAUAGAAGCCGACUGCAGAGAGUCAGAUAGCGACGACACCACGUCACAGUCUUCCGACACUGACGAUGAAGACUGUAGCGUGACACAUUCUGAAAACAAACCCUUUCACUGCUUCCAGUGUGGCAAAAAUUUUGACAAGAGGCUCAAUUUGACAAUCCACAUGAAGCGUCAUACUGUGGACAAACACUUUCAGUGCUCACAGUGCGGGAAGAAGUUUGUGGUCAAGAACGAUUUGAAAGUUCACAUGAGGAUCCACACGGGAGAAAAACCAUACAGCUGCACAGUUUGUGGCAAUAAAUUUUCUCAAAAGGGCACUUUGACGACACACAUGAGGAGGCACACUGGAGAGAAACCAUUUUUGUGCCUGUUCUGUGGUAGAAGAUUCCCCAGAAGGUAUACUUUGAUGAAACACAUACUGUUACACACCGGUUAGAGUUGGGUGCCGCUGUUAUUCACCACCACUACUGCAAAGUGACCUCGACUUUUCAUGUCGUACCACUGAAUUAGCUGGAAUACUGCACUCUGUUAUGUCCGUGUCGUUUUUUUUCCAAAGGAAAAUGUGAGCCUGAAUACGUGCACUGUUGGAAUAAGUUGACAUGUUUCUUAUUUUUCCUUACCUGUUAGAAAUAAAAUUCCAUG
Messenger RNA from Dunckerocampus dactyliophorus (ringed pipefish), 1458 nucleotides. RefSeq names its product zinc finger protein with KRAB and SCAN domains 1-like. The record is from RefSeq and is a predicted model, not a curated record. The coding region runs from base 269 to 1252 and encodes 327 amino acids. Gene Ontology annotation, molecular function: RNA polymerase II cis-regulatory region sequence-specific DNA binding; DNA-binding transcription factor activity. The transcript is spliced from 2 exons. Gene Ontology annotation, biological process: regulation of transcription by RNA polymerase II. Lineage: Eukaryota; Metazoa; Chordata; Actinopteri; Syngnathiformes; Syngnathidae.